AUGAGCCAGAGCUGCUCCUGCUCCAAGGUUCUCACCAUCUGCCUGCACAAGAUGCUUAUCUGCUCCCCCAGCACUGAGAUUUCUGUGGUCACUCUGACAGUAAGAAAUUCAGCCAUCACCUUCCUGGGGACAGAGGCUUGUCCUUUCUCAGGUCCUGGAGCACAAACUCCUGAGCUGUGCCCUGCUGGCCAUUUCUGCCUGCCAGGGACCACCUUCAGCACGGAGCAUCCGUGUCCCAAGGGCACCUUUGGGCCCAGGGCUGGUGCCACCAGUGAGUCUGACUGUGAGCCCUGCCCCGCAGGGAUGUAUUGCACAGCUCCAGGCCUGUCCCAGCCAUCUGGAUUUUGUUACCCAGGUUAUCAUUGUGCCAAGGGAGCCAUCAGCCCAGCCCCCUUCAAGCACAGGGUGGACUCCUCCAGCCCUGCCCUGCCUGGCAAUGACAUCUGCCCUGUGGGCCACUUCUGUCCCCGUGGCACCGGGCACCCCUUGCCAUGUCCCCCCGGCUCCCUGUCCAGCGCCCUGGGGCUGGGGGCAGAGGAGCAGUGCCAGCCCUGUCCCCCUGGGAGGGUCUGCAGUGGCCCAGGGCUGGCUGAGCUGGCCCAGACCUCGCUGUGUGACCCAGGGUAUGUUUGCCUGGAAGGAAACUCCUCUCCGUGCCCCUCGGAUGGGAUCCGUGGGUACCGCUGUCCCAGCGGCUCCUACUGCCCGGCGGGCUCGGGGCUGGAGCUGCCCUGUGAGCCUGGCACCUUCAGCCCCAUGCCCGGGGCCAGCAGCUGCCUGCCCUGCCCUGCUGGCACCUCCUGUGGCAGGGCUGGCACGGUGCAGCCCCUCACCUGCCCCAGAGGGUAUUUCUGUCCCGGCCGCACUGCUGUCCCUGUGCCCUGCCCCGAGGGGACAAUGAGCCCCUUGGAGGGGGCACUGGCACCCACAGCCUGCAGGCAGUGCCCCGUGGGCAGCUUCUGCAGGGGAGAGGCCAACUGGGAACCUGAUGCUGUGGACCCCUGGCUUCCCUCUCAGCGGGCCCUGUCCUCCGGGACACUACUGUCCCCAGGGAACUCCUGUCCCUGUUCCCUGCCCAGCUGGGACCCUCAACAAUGCCACUGGAGGUGGCUCCCAGGACAGCUGUGUGCCCUGCUACCCCGGGGCGUUCUGUGCCAGCACAGGGCUCAGCUCUCCCACUGGACCCUGCUCCGAGGGCUUUUACUGCCCAGCCAACUCCAGCUCCGUCAGCCCCACGGCCUUCCCGUGCCCCAAGGGUCACUUCUGUGGCUCAGGCUCAGCCUUCCCCAGGCCAUGCCCUGCUGGGCAGUACCAGCCAGCCCCAGGCUCUGCCUCCUGCAUCCCAUGCCAGAGAGGAUUCUACUGCCAGGAGAUAGUGACAGGGGACCCCAGGCUGUGCCCACCCCAUUCUUACUGUCCCACAGGGACACGAGUUCCUCUCACUUGUCCUGAAGGCACCUUCACUCCUGAAAACAUGAGUGGCCUCUGGAAUGAGAAGGAAUGCCU
This is a messenger RNA of Oenanthe melanoleuca, 1506 nucleotides long. Its product is annotated as multiple epidermal growth factor-like domains protein 6. The transcript has 11 exons. Lineage: Eukaryota; Metazoa; Chordata; Aves; Passeriformes; Muscicapidae. Bases 1 to 1452 code for a protein of 483 amino acids. The record is from RefSeq and is a predicted model, not a curated record.